Messenger RNA from Sycon ciliatum, 1449 nucleotides. RefSeq names its product MFS-type transporter SLC18B1-like. Bases 1 to 1449 code for a protein of 482 amino acids. Gene Ontology annotation, molecular function: transmembrane transporter activity. Gene Ontology annotation, biological process: transmembrane transport. The transcript has a single exon. The record is from RefSeq and is a predicted model, not a curated record. NCBI's taxonomy places the organism in Eukaryota, Metazoa, Porifera, Calcarea, Leucosolenida, Sycettidae.
AUGAACACUGGUGAUGUUGACCAGCAGGGUGCAGGUGGCGGGGUACUUUACUGCAGCGACGGGGAUCAGGAUUUGUUCUCCGGCAACGCUGUUACCGGUACGCGGGAUGAGGCUGCUGCUGUCGGUGACUGUAAGAAACCGUAUCUUGUGUGCGGCUACAUCGCUGCAACUAAUUUCUUCAUAGCAGCGGCGGUUACCCUGAUGGUGCCGAUCAUGGCCUUGGAGGCCGAGUUGAAGAAUCCAGAUGCUAGCAGCUCUAAGGGUAAGAGCGUAUCUAAACAUGCUUCCGUGGGGCUUGUGUUCAGCAUUGCCAAGUUCACCCAGGUCCUUGUUGCGCCAGUCCUCUCAUCGGAAUUAGGCAACAUCGGCAGCAAGUAUCUUCUAGUCCUGAGUACCAUGGCUGUUGCAGGCUGCUUGGUACUGUUCGGAUUCAUCGCAUACGUGGAUGACUGGAUUCAAUUUCUACUACUGAGCUAUUCUAUACGGAUUGCACAAGGGCUGUUCGACAUUGCCAACUUAAUUGCUGGCUACGCCAUUCUCGCAGUUGUGCUAGCCGACAAGCCGGCUUUUGCGAAUGGAUUGUUUUUUGCUUCCAAUGGCUUUGGCUAUGCAUUUGGUCCAUUUCUUGGAAGUACUUUGUACAGCUUUGGAGGGUUUACCAUGACGUUUGUUGUUGGUGGUGCUACGCUAUUUCUAGUAGCAAUAAUAUUGCUUCUAGUUAUGCCGACUGUUGAUCAGGUGGCGGAAAGGCAAGCAGCAGGUAUGCCCAUGCGUAGUAAUAUAAGCACGCUGGAGCUGUUGACAGUUCCCUGGCUGUGGGCAAUACUCCUCAUGCUAUUCCUUGGGAAUUUCGUGUUGGGAGCCGUGGAGCCUACACUGUCCUUGUACUUCAUCAGAUACUUACACACCUCAACUACCAUCAGUGGUCUAGCCUUGCUUCUUUUUGGCGUUCUAUUUUCAGGGUUGACGCCAUUGCUGGGACACAUUGUUGACCUUGGCUAUGUCAGUAUCGAAGCCGCUCAGCUAAUCGGCCUGGUAUCAUGCGGUCUGGCAUAUCAGCUUGUGGGUCCCGCUCUGUUUCUCGGCUGGCCACGCUCUUUGGCGCUCAGCUUUGUGUCCAUGGCGUUCUUUGCACUUGGAAUGGCUGCACUGCUCACAGUCGCUGUCCCGGACAUGACUCGUACCUGGUCCGAGCGCGGCUUCGGCUCACCAUUCGACCUGCGCUAUGUCGUGUCAGGCCUGAGUCGCCCUGCCAUGGCUCUGGGCUAUGGAGCUGGCUCGAUCGUUGGCAGUAGUGUUGUAGCUGCUGUUGGCUUCCAAAACGGCAUGUCUGUGAUCGGUGGGGUGUACUUUGCAGUCGGGCUGAUCGUAGUGGCCCGCUGCCUCCAAAAAUAUAUUGUGCUGUACCGUAUGUCGCGUGUGAGGAAACGAUUGCCAGCUAAGGACUGA